Musa acuminata subsp. malaccensis (wild Malaysian banana) is the source of this 1105-nucleotide messenger RNA. RefSeq lists its product as uncharacterized. NCBI's taxonomy places the organism in Eukaryota, Viridiplantae, Streptophyta, Magnoliopsida, Zingiberales, Musaceae. The record is from RefSeq and is a predicted model, not a curated record.
UGCCGUCCCUUCCCGCCCCCUUCUCCUUCACGUUCCUCCGACAAGUCUUUCAGUCCCUCCUCUCUUCACCGCUCGAUCGAUCGACGGGAUCCUGUUCUCCGCCUUCUCCUCUUUGGGGGUUCCUGUUCUUGAUCGGUUCUCCGGCCCCAAGUGACCGAUCGCCGGUGUUCCUAGGGUUUGGCGUUCCCUGGGUUUCCUUCCGCUCAUUCCGUGGAACACCAUGGAUCUUUCGCCGGGCACCGAGGAGUACAUCAAAGAAUCCAUCGUGAUCUCGUUGGGCCUCCCGGUGUCCGUCGAGAGCCUGAGCCCGAAGCUCCUUGUCUCCGAGGACACCCGCCGCCGUCUUCAAGAUCAGAUCUUUGUUUUGGAGGACCGCCUCAAGGAGUCCAGCAAGAGAUUAGAGCAGUCCAGGGCCGAGUCGAAUAUGAACGCCCAGGGAGUGAGGAGGUGCGUGGAGGAGAAGGAGGUGAUUGCAUCGCAGUACGCUGAUCUGGUGAAUCACUGCCGCAAGUUGGAGGAGGAGUGCUCUCUGUACGAGCGCGACUUGGAGAGGAUAAUGGAAUCUUGUGAUGAGUUAGCGAAGGAGAACGAGGAGUUGCGGGCACAGCUGCAGCACAUUUCUAGCCUAGAAUCAUUGGCUGCUGAAGCUGAAUCCUUGAAGAAGGACAAGGAACAUUUGAGGACAAAUCUCCACAGAGCUGAAGAGGAGGUCAAGGUUUUCUUUGAAGAAAACAAAAUUCUGGAUGAAGAGAACACGAAACUGCUGGAAUUACUAAGAAAAGAAAGGCGUCGUCGAGGAUCGGACAGCCACCGAGGCUCUGCCACACCUUCUGCUAAGGUGACCAAAACCUAAAACUUAAUUCUCAAACUAAACUAAGGAUUAUCAAUCAUUUUGCGAAUUAUUAGUACUAUCGAUGACUCGAGGAGGAGGAAGAAGAAGAGGAAAGGGCGGUGGGAGAAGAAAAGGAUGAAGAAGAUUGGAGGAAAGAAGAGAAGAAGGAUAGAAAGGGAAGAGGUGAUGAAAGUGCAUGACGGGGCAACGGACGGUUGCAUAAGAUAAAAUGGAAGAAGGCGCGUUCGGGACGAAGAGGACUCACGGCAGCCC